Drosophila elegans is the source of this 1019-nucleotide messenger RNA. RefSeq lists its product as uncharacterized. The transcript has a single exon. The coding region runs from base 98 to 703 and encodes 201 amino acids. Lineage: Eukaryota; Metazoa; Arthropoda; Insecta; Diptera; Drosophilidae. The record is from RefSeq and is a predicted model, not a curated record.
UUUAGCUGAGUUAAAUUGUACCAGUAUUAGGUUUCCAAAUUUCAAAGUUAGAUCUCGGUUAGGUGCUCCGCAUACUUCCUUUACUUCCUCAUUCCAAAUGGCCAAGAUCAUCGGCAGCUGGCGAUGGGUUUCCACCCAAGUUCGACUACACUACGAAGUGGUGGGGAUCAUCGCCUUAGUUUGUCUUCUUGUGAUGGGUGUGCUGGACUUUGGAUAUUUCUACUACGGGGUGGACCUCCUCUGGUGGCGCAGUGUAGUGAUGCAAGAGGAGAUCACUCCGCUGAGUGUUAUGUUUCACUUAGCUGGCGUCAAGGUGGCCCUCAUCCUGGGACUCACGUUGUGGAGCUACACACGAGAAGGGGAAAAGUCGGAUAUACAGGACAUGCCAAUCUCAUAUGUUCGCAGGCGGUACGGCCGAUUCCUCAUGAUGCGACUGCUGGCGUCCGUGGACGACCUGGUACAGCUUCAUCCUCGGUUGGAGGACUUCCUUGAGCGGCACAAGGACUUUUGCGAGGCAGUGGAACUCUUCCGCUGGGAGGCCCGAAAACUGUUCGAGCGCAGCGAUCUUCAGCUCAGUUUGCCGCUCCACGAAGUCCUUUUAGUGAGGGAUCAGCAGGAAGAGGAGCUCCUUCGCCGGGGCUACGACGAGCGGUUGCUUCAACUACGGGAGCUGGACAUUAACAAGCUGGUUUUCGACUCGUGAGCUAAGUCCUGAGGUUCGGGGAUGUUGGCCAACCGCUUUACCAGUUGCCAAACUUUUUAAUUGGGUUUCGGCAACAAUCUUGGGCUGGCUGUUGUUAAUUUCACUUUGCCAACAUGUUAAAUUUAAUGCAGCUCCCGCAUGUGAGUGGGGGUCCAAAGUCCCCAAAGUGCCGGGCCCUCUCUUCAAUUUCGCUGGAGUGUGUAAGCGUAAUUAAGUUUUGGAAUUGGUAUGUGGCCUUCGCGACGGGAGCCUGAAACUCUUUUGGAUUAAAGAUAAAUUUAAAAAUCUUCAAAAUAAAUAAGAUAUUUAGUUUCAA